Monodelphis domestica (gray short-tailed opossum) is the source of this 5627-nucleotide messenger RNA. The record is from RefSeq and is a predicted model, not a curated record. NCBI's taxonomy places the organism in Eukaryota, Metazoa, Chordata, Mammalia, Didelphimorphia, Didelphidae.
GAGGAGGAGGGGGCACUGCCUCAGGCCGAGCUCUUUUCUUUUCCUCCUGGGCAAACCUUCCUAGGUCCCUCCCAGGGUUUCACGUCUGAGGGCCCUUCCCCCAGCCUGGCCACGCCCAGCUCCUCUUCCCAUUCCUUUGGGGGAGGCGGACCGAAGAGCAUUUUUCUGCUUCGCUUCCUCCGCCCCUUUCACCUCCUCCGAGCUGGGCGGGGCGCAGACAGCGCCCCCCUUUCCCACCUUUCCUUCCUGGCUUCCCUGGGGGUGACGGGGGUGGGGUGAGGCUGCCCACGUGGUCGGGGAUGGGUUGGGGAGAAGACUGACAGCUCCCUAGCCUCCAGACUGGAGGCGGCCCAGAGGCCUCUGGGAAAUAGGAACUGAAGAACCCCCGGUGGGCGCCCCUGGCUCGUCGAUUCCCCACUGUUGCCCCUCCUUAGCUGCCACUUGGCCCUCUCUACUCCCCACGAAGCAUCCUGCCCGGAGGCCCCCGUGAUUGGGUAGGCUGCAGUCUCUGCCCUGCCGGCCUGGCCAGGGGCUUUGUCAGCAGGCCUCCUGCCCAGGAAGAGGAGCCUGAGAGCUCUCCCCCGGGGGAUCCCUGUCCCUCCCUGCCCAGCUCAGCCUGCAGAGGAGCCAGAGGGAUGGCCCCUGGGAGCCCCAGCCCCCCAGCCCAGGAGAUGGUGACGUUCCAGGAUGUGGCUGUGGACUUCACGCAGGAGGAGUGGCGCCUCUUGGAGCCUCCCCAGAAGGAGCUGUACAGGGAGGUGAUGCUGGACAAUGCCCGGAACCUGCUCUCCCUGGGGCUGCCCGUUCCCAGAGAAGACUUGAUCUCUUAUUUGGAGCAAAGGGAAGCCCCCUGGAUGCUGGGGCAGGAAGGCCUGAGGAGCUGCUGUGCAGAAGGAGAGAUUAGACUUGAAAUGGAAGAGACUAAAGCAAAGCUAAACAUUUCAGUAAAAGAAACUCAGAAGCAAAGAUUCAUGAGUGAUGGUCCUUGUACCUUCCCUUGGAAACAAAUCUCUGCAGUAUUUCAAAGAAUCCACACUGGAGGGAAACCUCCUGAAGGUCAUCACUGUGAAGGUAAAGCUCUUAGUCAACAGUCAUCCCUUAUUUACCAUCAAACAAUUCUGUCUUCAGAGAAAUCACAUGAAUGUAAUGAAUGUGGUAAAUCUUUUAGUGACUAUUCAUCCCUUAUUAUACAUCAGAGAAUUUACCCUGGACAGAAACAUAAUGAAUGUGAAAAGCCUUUUAGACAGAGCUCUAGUCUUGUUGAACACCAGAGAAUCCACAGUGGAAAAACAUCUUAUGAAUGUAAUCAGUGUGGAAAGACUUUCAGAAAGAGGUGCCAUCUUGCUUUACAUGAGAGAAUCCACACUGGAGAAAAACCUUAUAUAUGUCAUCAAUGUGGAAAGAGUUUCAGAAUCAGCUCCAGUCUUGCUAUCCAUCAUAGAAUCCACACUGGAGAAAAACCCUAUGAAUGUCAACAAUGUGGAAAGAGUUUCAGAAUCAGCUCCAGUCUUGCUGUCCAUCAUAGAAUCCACACUGGAGAGAAACCCUAUGAAUGUCAUCAGUGUGGAAAGACUUUCAGAUCCACCCCUAAUCUUGCUGUUCAUAAGAGAAUCCACACUGGAGAAAAACCUUAUGAAUGUUUUCAAUGUGGAAAGACUUUUAGAAGAAGCUCUGGUCUUGCUAACCAUCAAAAAAUCCACACUGGAGAGAAAUCUCAUAAAUGUAAUCAAUGUGGAAAGGCUUUCACCCAGAAGAGUGCUCAUACUUACCAUCAGAGAAUCCACACUGGAGAGAAACCUUAUGAAUGCAAUGAAUGUGGAAAGACUUUUAGAAGAAGCUUUAGUCUUGCUAAACAUCAGAGAAUCCACACUGGAGAGAAACCUUAUGAAUGUAGUCAGUGUGGAAAGACUUUUAGAAGCAGCUCAAAUCUUUGGUAUCAUCAGAGAAUCCACACUGGAGAGAAACCUUAUAAAUGUAAUCAGUGUGGAAAGGCUUUCACAGAGUCCUCCAGUCUUACUUAUCAUCAGAGAAUCCACACUGGAGAGAAACCUUAUGAAUGUACUGAAUGUGGAAAGGCUUUCAGAAGCAACUCCAAACUUGGUCAGCAUCAGAGAAUCCACACAGGAGAGAAACCUUAUAAAUGUAAUCAAUGUGGAAAGGCUUUCAGAAGCAACUCCAGUCUGAGAUAUCAUGAGAGAGUUCAUACAGGAGAGAAACCUUAUGAGUGUCUGGAAUGUGGUAAAGGUUUUAAUAGACAUUCUUCCCUUACUAAACAUCAGAGAAUCCAUACUGAAGAGAAAUCUUAUGUACAUAAUGAAUGUAGAAAGACAUUAAGAUAUGGAUUUGGUCUUGCUUUACAUAAGAGAAUCCACACUGGAAAAAAAACUUAUGAAUGUCAUCAAUGUGGAAAGAUUUUUCAGAAAAGCCCAUAUCUUGCUAUACAUCAGAGAGUCCACACUGGAGAGAAACCUUAUGAGUGUCUGGAAUGUGAUAAAGCUUUUAAUGUACGUUCUUCCCUUACCAGACAUCAGAAGAUCCAUACUAAAGGAAAAACCUCAUUAACAUAAUAUGCAAAAUCAUUUAGCCUAAAGAUGUCCUGUAUUUCUGAUCAGAAAGUCCACAUGAAAUAGAAUUCUUGUAAUAAAUUAUAUAAAGGACUUGAAAUGGAAUACAGAGCUUGUGAGACAUCAGAGAAUUCAAUCUAAGUACAAGCUUCAUUUGGACUCAACAUAGUACAGUCUUUAGCCAUAAACCAUCAUUUUACAUCAGAGGAUUCAUAAUGGAGAGAACAUCUUUAGCCAUUCCCUAGGAGACUGGUAUUUACUUUGUUUAAUGAUUAAGUGAUCCUUACCUUUGAGUCCCUCACUUUUGGUGUAAGACUAGGUAUUAUAGGUUCAUAAGUCUUACAUCAAAAUUGAGGGACUCAAAGGUAAGGAUCACUUAAUCAUUUUCACUCGUAUUCAAAUAGGUGUUCAGAACAGUGUAGGUAAAAGCAGGAUAUUGGAUAAGGUCCAGAUAUAGAGCUGGGAAGGCUUCAUUUAAAAAUCCACCUUAGCUGCCCUGAAGCUGUGUAAGACUGAGUGUGGAACCCCCAAAUCUCCAUUUACUUAUCUCCAAAAUGAGGAGUUUGGACUUACCCACCUCUGUGGUCUCUUCCCACUUUAAAUCUUUGUUCUUAUCAACAGUGUUCAUCAACAGUUCAUAUCAACUGUUUGCAAAGCCUCUUCCAGUAUUCCAGAAAGGGAGCCUGUAGCCAAAAGUAGUUCUCAUCUAAACUCUCUUAUGCUACUUGAAAACAGAAAAGUUGGACAGAUUCCAUGUGUCAUAUACCAAAGAAAAUUAGUAUAGUACCCUAUUCAAAUCCAAAGACCUCACUUGCUGGGCCUGGAUUUACUAAUCACUAAAAAAUGCUGGGAAAAUCCAUGAGUAGCCUGGCGGAAACUAGGGCUAGAGCAGCAUCUCACACGAUAGACAAGGCUUAGUUCCAAAUAGAUACAUUCCUCAGAUAUGAAAGGUCAUUUCAAACAAAGCAGAGAAACCAUGAUAAAGAGAGAUUUUGUCAUUCUGGAGAGGGCAAGAGUGCCUUGGCAGAAAAAAAAUGAAGAUCACAGAGAAUUAAAUCAACAGAUUCUUUUUUCACCUGAAGACAGUCAUGUAUCUCAAAUAUAAAAGGAAAACAACUGUAAUGGGAAAGAAUUGGCAGGAAGUUCCUCUCUCAUAAAACUGUACUGUCCAAUGUAUAUAAAAAAUGGAGGGAGGUUUAUAAAAAUGAGCCAUUCCCCUCUAGGCACGUGGUCAAGAACUAUGAGGAGAUGGUUUUCAAAGGAAGAAUUCCAAGUUGUCAAUGACAAUACAAAACCACAUUCUAUAUCUGUAAUCACCAAAUCACUGAUAAUUGGAUUUUCAGAUUCAAAAAAAGAAAAAGAAAAUGACAAUCCAUACUAUUAGUACCAACAUGUUUCUAGUAGCUCUUUUUGUGGUGGCAAAGAAUUGGAUACUGAGGGAUGCUCAUCUGUAGGGGAACAGCUGAACAAGUGGUAAAUGAUUGUAAUGGAAUACUACUGAGGUAUAAGAAAUGAUGAACAGGAUGAGUUCAGAAAAACCUGGAAAGACCUACCUGAACUGAUGCAGAAUGAAGUAAACAGAACUAUGUGAACAUUGUACACAGUAACAGCAAUAUGAUAUGAUAGACAAUUGUGAAUGACUUAGCUAUUUUUAGCAAUAUAGCAAUCUAAUCCAAGACAAUCCCCAAGGUCUCGUGGUGGAAAAUACCACCCUCCCCCAGAGAAAGAACUAAUGGAUUCUGAAUGCAGACUUAAAUAUUUCAGUUUAUUUCUUUUUUAUUGUUCCAAUUCUCUUCCUCAGAAUGAGGAACAUGGAGAAAGGGAGAGAAGGGCAGAAUUUGGCUCAAAUUGUACAAAAAGUAAAAAUUUUUUUUACGUAUCAUUGAGGAAAAACAAAAAAAAUGAUCAUCAGAAAUCUUGGAGGGAAUUAACAAACGUGUUCAUUGGGAGGCAAUCUUGCUAUAAUUCACAUUCCUACACGUCAAAGAGAAAUGUAUGUGUCUCACUUGCAUUCUGAGUCCCUUGUGUCUAUUAGGACAUGGGUAGCUUAUUUUUUUCUCUUGUCCUCUGUAGGCCUGAUUGUUCAUUGUAUUGAUCAGAGGUCUUACUUCUUUCAGAGUUCUUUCAUACAAUAUUGUCUUUCUUUGUAAAGUGUUGUUCUGCUCAUUUCACCUUACAUUACUUCAGACUACCUUUUGGGCUUCCUCUCUAACCCUCGCUGUUAUUGUUUCUCAUCUUAUUUCAUCAUCUUCCUGAAAAUGACAAAUAUUUUGAGGAACUUAAUUUUCUGUGACUACAUAUUAGUUUCCAGAGGCUUGGGGAGAUCAACUUAAAGCAUAUGUGCUGGAAUUCACUAAUAAUUAGUCAUCUUCAGUAAUUCACUGUUGCUAAAGGUAUGACAGUCCCCAAACUGACUAACACCAUGUGACUGUGAUAUCACUAACAGGAGAUGUAAUUCCUUAAGUUAAAGAUAAAAGGGAAAGACCCAUGUACAAUAUUUGUGUAUGAAUAUAUAAUGGCUCCUUUUGCUUUGACAAAGAACUUGGAACUGUGGAAGAGGCUUGAAGAGAGGAUUUGCAGGAAAAGUCAGGCACGCAGACCAAGGUGAAGGAUCCAUCUGUCAAUCAAGGAGAAGAUUCCAGAUGGAAUGUUCCCAGGAGGAGGCAGUUGAAGUUGGCCAGGGGGAGAGGAAUGGAUUCUGUCUCUCUCUCUGGGGGGACUGACCAAGAAAGGAGAGAGAAACCUCCUCUCUGGGGUUUUUCUGACCAAGGGAGGCAAGCCUGGCUGAAGGGGGAAGAAGCUGAACUGAUCCUAUUAGCUUCUGUCCCAGGCUGAAGGACCUUGGGGGGGCUUCUGGAGUUAGGCUGAGAGACCUUGGUAAUUUUGUGACUUGAAAGAAGAAAAGAAGGCUUGUUAUCCUCCAUCUCUCUGACUAUCCCCCUGUCACAGCUGUGACUUCCCAAACCCUCAUAAUCCUCAUUUUAGAUUAGGAAAACCCUCUUCCCUCUCACCUCAGUUUCCUUGUCCUGUUAUCCCAAUAAACCCCUUACCUGAGAAAAGAAA